AUGCGGCCCCGUCGCCUACCUGCGGCCUUGUCGCCUACCUGCGGCCCCGUCGCCUACAUGCGGCCCCGUCGCCUACCUGCGGCCCCGUCGCUGCCCUUCUCGGCUCAGGCGCCGCCCUUUCUCGGCCCCGACGCCGCCCUUCCCGACCCGGCCCAGUCUCUGCUGGCCCCGUCGCCUACCCUAGGGCCCCGGCGCCGCCCCCUUCCCGGCCCCGGCCCAGCCCCUGCUGGCCUCGUAGAUGACCUGCAGCUUCUCCUACAGUGCGAUAGGGCAGACGGUCUCUCCCUCUUUGACCUCACCUCUGGUGCCUCUCCUGCCCCUGCUGCUGAUGUUGACGCCAUUGUUUGCUCACACUGGGCCACACGCGAUGCUGCUGCACAUCUUGCUGUGCGUCGCCACCUGCCUACCUCUGAGCUCACCCACCUCCCUGACUCCCUUCGCGUAGUCAAGGACCACUUCCUCUCAGUUUGCCCCACCACCCUCACCGUUGACCUCCUAGAGAAGGCCCUCCUAGCAGCGGAGAAGAGCAUAGUCGCUGUAGGAGCCUCUCGUGGUGACCCUCGCAACCCCAUCUUUGAGGGGUGUUCCCCCUCCCCCCUUUUGCCCUCUGUUGCCUCUGCUGCUGCGGCCGACCUCGUUGGGCUUGAGUCGGUCGGUGCGGCGUCUACCCCUAGCGAGAGACGCCGCCCUGGCAAGGGCAAGGGGGGCAGGGGCGCUGGAGGAGCUAGCGGGGGCGGUGGAGGCGGCGGUGGAGGCGGCGGAGGGAGUGGGGGUGGCGGUGGGGGUGGUGGCGGAGGUGGAGGUGUCGGUGGCGGCAGUGGAGGCGGAGGCGGCGGCGGCGGUGGCGGUGGGAGCGGAGGUGGUGGCGGAGGUGGCGGCGGUGGAGGAGGCGGUGGCGGAGGAGGUGGAGCUGGUCGGGGUGGCGCUGCGCAGAGGGUCGGCUCCGGUGGAGGUCAGCGCCAGCAACAGCAGCAGCAGCAGCAGCGCACUCGUGACAUCCCCUCCCCUCAGCAGCUCCGUGAGUGGUACACUGCACGCCAGCGGGGUGGGGGUAGUGGUCCGUGCACCUACGUCCUACGCACCGGCGACCGCGCAUGUGAGCAGUGUGGGGAUGCGCACUCCACCCAGCGUUGCUUUGGCGACCUGACGGACGCUUGGCGUCACCAGUUCCCAGAGGCCACGGAGAUCCCCCGCUGGGGUGAGCUGUCUAGGGCGGGAGUAGCUGUCUUUGACCUUGACUUUGAUGCUAUUCUUGCUGCCAUGUAUGCUGUGACUAUUAGUGAUGAGGGUGACUGUUACCGGUGUUUUCCGCCCGACCCGGGCAUUGACACUGCCGCUCUAGGUACUGGUGAGGCUGCUGCUCUAGGUGCUAGCGGGGAUGCUGCUCUAGGUGCUCGUGUGUCAGCUCCCUCAGGUGCUGGUGAGUCUGCUCUCUCAGGUACUACGUCGGCUUCGGCCUCCGACACCUUCACCCUUGACUCGGGGGCUUCUCGCUCCUUCUUUCGAGACCGCACCACACUCACGCUGCUUGGCCGGCCAGUUGCAGUCUCUCUGGCAGACCCCUCUGGGGGUCCUGUCCUUGCUCACUACUCCACUGUCCUCCCGUGUCCGGCGGCCCCCUCUGGCACCCUGCCUGGUCUUUACCUCCCCUCGUUCUCUACAAACUUGGUGAGUGGUGCUGACCUACAGGAUGCGGGGGUUCACCAGUUCACUCCAACGCGUCAGCGGGUGACCCACUGCACGGACGCUCGGAAAGGACGACACCUAGCCACGUUUACACGUCGGCCGGGGUCGAGCCUGUACACAGUGACCACUGCGUCUCCUCCUGUCACUGCGUCUGGUCAGCUAGCUGCGUCAGGUCAGGUGUUUGCUGCAGCGUCCAGGUCUGGUCCUGAGUCUGCCCCCUGCUCGUGUCGCCUCCUGUCUCACGAGACUCUCCUCUGGCACCACCGCCUUGGUCACCCCUCCCUGCUUCGUCUCCGAGGCAUGGCCUCCCGUGUCCUUGUCUCUGGUCUUCCCCGGUCCCUCCCUCCCCUUCCUCCUGGGCCUGGCCCUACCUGCGUCCCCUGUGUUGAGGGGCGUCAGCGGGCUGCCCCUCACUCCUCCCAGUUUCCUCCGACAGAGGCCCCGCUGCAGACGCUUCACAUGGACGUGUGGGGCCCGGCCCGCGUCCGUGGACAGGGUCACGAGCGCUACUUCCUGCUGGUGGUUGACGACUACUCGCGUUACACCACAGUCUCCCCCUUGCGCAGCAAGGGUGAUGUCACUGAGGUGUUGAUCGACAGUAUCCGCGCGGCUCGUCUCCAGCUCAGGCAGAGCUUCGGCUCGGACUUUCCUGUUCUGCGUCUGCACUCUGACAGAGGCGGAGAGUUCCCCUCUGGCCUUCUGCGAGCCUACUGUCGUGCACGAGGCAUCUGCCAGACCUUCACGCUUCCAGAGUCCCCACAGCAAAAUGGGAUUGCUGAGCGCCGCAUUGGCAUGGGUCAUGGAUGUCGCUCGUACGUCCAUGAUGCAUGCGGCUGCCCCCCUUUUUCUAUGGCCGUUUGCGGUUCGGUUGGCGAUGCGUCUGCGUUCCGUGUCUGGGGAUCUCGGGCGUUUGUUCGCGACUUGUCUGCGGACAAGCUGUCCCCUCGUGCUGCUCCUUACGUCUUCCUUGGCUUCCCCCCUGACGCGCCAGGGUGGCAGUUCUACCACCCCACCUCUUGCCGUGUUCUGUCCUCCCAGGACGUCACGUUUGACGAGUCGGUCCCCUACUACCGCCUCUUCCCCUACCGCACUCCGUCCCUCCCCCCGCCACUGCUCUUCCUUGUACCAGGUUCCCCCCCGGUAGACCCCCUCCCCCCUCAGGGUCCUGCCCCUUCAGGUGUGUCCCAGGUAGACGCUGUCGAGCCAGUCGAGGUUACUGGUGACUCUAAUGCUGCUGAGGGUGCUGAGCCUAGGGGUGCUGACUCUGGGGGUGCUGAGCGUGUGGGUGCUGUGCGUGGGGGUGCUGAGCCUGCGGGUGCUCCUACUGGGGGUGCUGAGCUUGGGGGUGCUGCGAAUGGGGGUGCUGAGCCCAAGGGUGCUGCAACUGGGGGUGCUGAGCCUAGGGGUGCUGAGCCUGGGAGUGCUAUGCCUGGAGGUGCUGAGCGUGGAGGUGCGGAGCCUGAGGGAGUUGGGCCUACUCCUGUGGCGUCUGGCGGUGCCGGGCCUGGAGGUUCUCCGGGUGCUUCGUCUCGACGGGAGCCCCUCUCUCUACAGGAGCUGCGUGUGUGGUUUGCCCGGCGCUGGAGUCGUGGUGCUGGAGCUGGAGGUUCUCCAGCUGCUGAGGGUGCUGGUGCCGCGGGUCACGGAGGUGCUCGUGCUGGGAGUAGUGGAGCUGCUGGGCCUGCGGGUGCGACUGGAGCUGGUGCUGCUGAGGGUGUUGGCGCGGAGGCUGCUGCUGUCGGUCCUGGAGGCGGACCUACUGGGGGUACUACUGGUGCUGCUGGAGGUACUGGAGCUGGAGGUGCUCCUGGCGCUGGUGCUGCCGCUGGGGGUACUGAUGCUGUCUCUGCUGUAUCUGGAGUCGCCGCGCGGCCUCGGCUGUACUUCGUUCCGCUCCUUCAGCAGCCUUCUCCUCCUGAGUCCUCUCUUCCUGCUCUUGCCAACCCGGAGUCGAGCUCUCUUUGUGCUGCCAGUCCUACUGUCACGCGUCUCCUUGCUACUGUCGUCACUAACCCUUCCUUUGAGUCCACUGCUGCGUCUGCCUUAGUUACUGAGCUCGUCGACUUUGCUGCUCGCUGUCGUCUAGACUACGCUGCUAGUCUUGUCGCUGAGUCUGAGUCUGUCUGUCCUCCGUCCGUUGGGGGUGAGUGUGCCCUUGGCACAGACGUCCAGUGCCUGGCUGCUGCUUCACCUCAUCUCGUGUCCGUACUGCUUUACCCUGAGGGAGACCCGGAUGCACUUGACAUCCCGACUCCGCGCUCUUACGCGGAGGCGAUAGAAGGUCCCUACUCCUCUCAGUGGCAGGCAGCUAUGGACGCAGAGAUGGCUUCCUGGAAGUCCACAGGCACCUACGUCGACGAGGUUCCCCCGCCUAGGGCGAACAUCGCUAGUGGCAUGUGGAUUUUCAGGGUGAAGCGGCCGCCGGGUUCUCCGCCUGUCUUCAAGGCGCGGUACGUGGCUCGUGGCUUCAUCUACGAUCUCCGCCAGGCACCGCGUGAGUGGCACGACACACUGAGGACUACACUUGCGGCUCUCGGGUUUGCUCCCUCUACUGCCAACCCGUCGCUGUUUCUGCGCACCGACACUUCUUUGCCGCCGUUCUACAUCCUCGUGUACGUCGGCGACCUGGUCUUUGUCACUGCUGACGCUGCUGGACUUGCCCACAUGAAGUUCGAGCUGCAGAAGAGACACACGUGCAAAGACCUGGGUGAAUUGCGCAGCUACCUUGGCUUGCAGAUCACCCGGGACAAAGCACGCCGCACCAUUACCCUGACUCAGUCACACAUGGUGCAGCAGGUCCUUCAGCACUUCGGCUUCACGUACUCCUCGCCUCAAGCCACUCCUCUGCCUACUCGCCACUCGCUCUCAGCUCUGCCUUCGAAUGAGUCCGUAGAGGCGAGUGGCCCGUACCCAGAGCUUGUUGGCUGCCUCAUGUACCUGAUGACCUGCACUCGACCUGACCUUCCAUACCCUCUUAGCAUUCUCGCACGCUAUGUUGCUCCUGGGAGCCACAGACCGGAGCACAUGGCUGUAGCGAAGAGGGUGUUGCGCUACUUGUGCAGUACGUCGGGCAUGGGGCUUGUGCUUGGAGGGCAGAGUCCAGUGGUCCUCACUGGGCACGCAGACGCUUCUUGGGCUGACGACCAGGCUACGCAUCGGUCGUCACAGGGUUACACCUUCAGCCUUGGUUCUGGCUCUGUUUCGUGGCGGGCUACCCACUCGUCUUCUUUUCUCGGCUCCAGUUGUGAGGCUGAGAUCUACGCCAGGGCCAUGGCUGCACAGGAGCUUUGCUGGCUCACCUACCUGUUGACUGACCUCAGAGAGCCGCCACGUUCUCCUCCAGUGCUGUACGUAGACAACAAGGCCAUGCUGGCCUUGUGUCGAGAGCACAGACUGGAGCACAGAACGAAGCACAUUGCUCUUCGCUAA
Molecule: messenger RNA, 5115 nt
Organism: Closterium sp. NIES-65
Lineage: Eukaryota; Viridiplantae; Streptophyta; Zygnematophyceae; Desmidiales; Closteriaceae
Source: the annotation of a GenBank genome assembly